Harmonia axyridis is the source of this 4710-nucleotide messenger RNA. Its product is annotated as nuclear receptor-binding protein homolog. Gene Ontology annotation, cellular component: cytoplasm; endomembrane system. Lineage: Eukaryota; Metazoa; Arthropoda; Insecta; Coleoptera; Coccinellidae. Gene Ontology annotation, biological process: protein phosphorylation; endoplasmic reticulum to Golgi vesicle-mediated transport; intracellular signal transduction. The transcript has 10 exons. The record is from RefSeq and is a predicted model, not a curated record. Gene Ontology annotation, molecular function: protein serine/threonine kinase activity; ATP binding. Bases 512 to 2185 code for a protein of 557 amino acids.
ACAAAACAACCAGUGAUUGUCUGACAGCGGCAGGCGGUAGCUAUCAAGUUUAAUAUAACUACAUAAAGUUAGAAUUACGAAUGUGCUCACAACAUUGACACUAACAUAAUCAUUGAGUUGGACUAUUUCGUUUCUUGUGUUAUGAAUAGUGUAAAAUUUUAGACCAUCAGCAGAGUUGUUGUGUAUCGUCCUUAGUGAGAAUUUAAGGGAAUAAUUCAAACACUAUGUUCACGAAGUGAUUUAUUCGGUUCGAUACUAUUUAGCAGAUCGUUAGUGCCGUAAGUGAUAUCUACUAGCAGGAUUCUAACUGAAAUGUAGAAUAUUCAUUCUCAUACUAGUGAAGAAUCGUAUUACUACAAAAUUAUUUUCGAUUUUAGUUGUUAAGUGUAAAGUAUACUACUGUGGUUAAAUUUUCAAUCAGUUUUGGAGAUGCGCUAAUGGAAUACAAUUCUUGGUGUAUUGUCCUGUUCAAUGGACACAUUGUGCUAUCGUAUAUUUUGUUUGAAUCAUAAUGUCGGGAAGUCAUAUGAAUAACGAUCAAGAGCAUAAAUCGCCAAGGGAAAGUGGCGAGGAUUCGGAGGACGAAAGCGAAAUUUUGGAGGAAAGUCCUUGUGGAAGAUGGCUCAAAAGGAGAGAAGAGGUGGAACAGAGAGAUGUGCCCGGCAUCGAUUGCGCCUAUCUGGCGAUGGACACCGAGGAGGGAGUCGAGGUGGUAUGGAACGAAGUCCAGUUUUCGGAACGUAAGAAUUUCAAGAACCAGGAGGAGAAGAUCCAGCUGAUCUUCGAGAAUCUCACCCAGUUGGAACACCCGAACAUCGUCAAGUUCCACAGAUACUGGACGGACACACACAACGACAAACCGAGGGUCAUCUUCAUAACGGAAUACAUGUCUUCUGGUUCCCUGAAGCAGUUCCUGAAGAGGACCAAGCGUAACGUGAAGAGACUGCCCCUGCAGGCCUGGAAGAGGUGGUGCACCCAGAUCCUCUCAGCGCUAAGUUACUUGCAUUCCUGUUCGCCACCAAUCAUCCACGGCAAUCUCACCUGUGAUACGAUAUUUAUACAGCACAACGGCCUCGUCAAAAUCGGAUCAGUGGCUCCUGAUUCCAUCAAUCAUCAUGUUAAAACAUGCCAGGAUAAUUUUAAAAAUAUGCAUUUCAUCGCUCCAGAGCAUCCUAGUAACAUGGGACCUCCUAUGGACAUCUACUCCUUCGGUAUGUGUGCCUUGGAAAUGGCCGCUUUGGAAAUCUUCGGCAAUGGAGAUUCCGGCAACAAGGUGACGGAGGAGAACAUCAAGAAGACGAUAGAGUCGUUGGAAGACGAGCAACAGAAGGAUUUCAUCCAGAAGUGCUUGCAGACGAACCCAGAGGACAGGCCUACGGCCAAGGACCUGCUGUUCCACUCUCUGCUCUUCGAGGUGCAUACACUUAAGCUGCUAGCCGCUCAUUGUUUGGUUAGAAAGUCUGCCAACAUCUCCGAAACCAUAACGGAUGAGCUGAUGCAGCGGUGGUAUGGACCGGACGUGAUAGUUGCGGAGGUGAACAGGACCGGACAGGCCCCGAUUCAGAUGAAGAUGGCCGACGUGCAGAACACGGAAAAGUUGGAAAAGUUCGUCGAAGACGUCAAGAACGGUAUCUACCCGUUGACAGCCUUCGGUGCAAAACUGCCACCCCCACCAAGAUCCAGAGCCAUCUCACCGGAAAUGGCGGAAUCUGUCAAAUCUGUGACCCCGGAACCCGUAGACAUAGAAAAUAGGAAGAUUAUUAAUAUGAUGUGCGAUGUUAAGUCCAAAGAAGAAACCUGUGAUUUAGUUUUGACAAUUGUGCUAAGAAUGGAUGAUAAGAUGAAUAGGCAAUUAACGAGUUGUAUAUCCCCUUCGGACAAUCCGAAAGAACUGGCUCAGGAACUCGUCCAUUAUGGAUUCAUAAACGAGGUUGACCGUGACAAGAUAGCCAGCCUGAUCGAGGAAUCCAUGCAGACCCAGUGCCCGGCCUCCCUCCACACCACCAGCCCCCUCCACAACAACAACACGAUGAGCUACCAGUCCAUGGCGGCUCCGACCGCCCUAGACAUGCCGGCGACCAACGGCGUCGCGCCCCAGAACCUGGCCACGCCCCCCAUAGGCCUAGUCAACUCCAUGGCCUCCUCAGCGGCUUCGACGCAAGUGCCCAUGCAUACCACUAGUUAGUAGAUGGGGAUCACCGCAACAUUUUUAGACUAGCCGUUCCUACUUCGCGUUGGAAGGUAGAAGAGGCAACGUUAAAAAAAAUAAAAAAUUACGAGAAAUAGUUCACAGAGACAGUGUUCCCCCCCUCUCUCUCUAUCUCGAAUUUAGACUGCUGUACACACGAUGCUCUAAACGAGGUUGGAGUAGGCGCUUAGAUCGGCAGGUUUAUUGGGAUUUUUCCUUGAAUAAACAAAUGUAUAAAUUGAUUUUUCGAAGAAAUCGGUGGAUAGGUGCUGAUCGGAAUCCUUCGAUUCGCAACAGGGCAUUGAGUAGGACGCUUAAUUUGCAAUAUUUGACUUUUUCAUUUCGAUUGCGUUCCUUCUUUUUACUCCCUUUUAUUUUUUCUAUCGAUUGGAACUUCUCCCGUUUAACCUUUCUUUUGAAUUUAGUGUGAUAUGGCCAACAACGAAAUUAUCCGUCGAAAUUCAAUGAUUCCUGCCUCGUUCGAACCCAGGUGCUCGACAAACGAUAACUCCAAUCUCACAACCCUAGCUAGCUGUCAAAAAUGACAUUUCUCUUCUUCUUCUUCUUGGAGAAUUUCGCCACGCCCACCAGAGGGAGGAGCGAGGUUCUCUUUAGUAGUUAGGUCGUUGUUGUUAUCCGUUGAAGUUUCGCACUCAAAACUUUCCACUCCCCCCGAUCUUGCCUUCGCAUCCAUGGCUCCUCCCAUGGGUUUGCAUCGAAGUCAAGUGUGUGUGUAAGCCUAAGAGGAUUCAAAUGUUCCAAUCGGCGCUUUACCUGGAUAAAACGCACGGUUGGACUCGCCUUUUUUUCAUCGUUACAGCGAUGGGAGCAGUCGAAGUUUUGAGUCGGAACGGAGUCGGCCAUUUUCGUCUAGAGCGCCAUCUAAACGCGGAGUCGUUUCCGGUCGAGACGAAAAUUCACGUAGUAGGCCGUUGGAAGACUGUAAAACAAAAAAAACUUUGGACAAUUUUGCUAGUCAUGUGAACAUGUAUGUAUUCUGUGAUCGGAGCUCCAAUGGACUGUUUUUAAUUUUGAAUAAUGAUAGUUUUGUAGGUUUCAUACACUAUAUAUAUAUGUGAUCUGUUUCCCUGUAUAUUAUAAUUUUAUCAACCCCCCCCCCCCCCCCGAGAAAAUCACAUAGCUCCCUUGUUAUAUUGUACCGACUGAAAUCGUCUCCGAGGAAUAGUUCCCCUUUUGAAAAAAAUUUCGUCGUUUGCUGCGUUUUGCGUUCCUAAGUAUUUUUUUUUUUUUUUUUUAACGAUAUCCGAGCAUCAUGAUUUUUCACCAUGAGAUUUUCCUCCGAGGAGAUUUCGUGGCUUAUAUGCUUCUUUUAUGUUAAAUACUCGUGCUGCAAAUGUUUUCUUGUUUGCCCUUGAGACUGAUGUAUUUAUAUAUAUAUAUAGGCAUAUUUUUAGUGAUAGUCAAAAGUGAAACCAGGGCAGGACCAAUUCUAAACAGUUGUGUGGUUAGAACCGUUGGUCGAGUAGAAAAAAAGGGCACGUCUCAACAAUCGAAUUAAUUUUACCCCGAAAUGGCGUCUUGUGUUUUUUUUUUUUUUUUUAAAUUAAUUCCUUCUGAUGGUAAGGAAAACUUGCGAAAACUGUAACAUGAACGAUGCUUUCGAACCGAUGAAGGUGUUAUUAAUUUUUGGUUGAGACGUGCCGAGUUGUGGAGAGAAGGUGUUUUGUAAAUAAUGAAGGAAAGUUGUAGAUAAAUAUUAGUUUUUUUUAUUGGAAAAAAGAGGAUGCACCAUAAGAGUUAUAAUUUAUUGUACCACUAGAGUGUGAGAGAGCUCUGUCGGAAGUUCCGUGUGACGAUUCGCUCAAUGAGUCUAGAGACGGCUUGAUCCGGUUGCAGGAGUCUCGAAAUGUGAUCGAUUGUUCGAAGGCAUCUUCGGGACUGCUGCAACGCUUGCUACAUUAUCCUUCAGAAUACAGUAUAAAUGUAUGUAGUCUUUAUUUUGGGACGGUUUCACAUCUAUUACCACAUAUUGCAAGGCUUCUUUCGAAAUACAAUGUAUUGUUCUUCCUGAAAUGAACCAAGCAUGCAGAUUCACCGUUAGCGGCCAAUCUUCCAUUCCAAAGUUGAUUAACAAACAAAAAAAUAAAAAGAGUUUUACAGCAUAAAUUUCUCGUACUUCUGCAUGGUUGUUCAAAUUAAUUUUUGCUCAUAUUGAGCAGUCGGUUAUCCUCAACAACAACAACAAGAAAAAAAAAGUUGCAUUUAUAGCUUGGCUCUGAAAUCGAUUUGCUAUGUUGGGAAUAUUAAGUAUUUGAAACCUGAGCAGACGGACCGCUGAAACACAUUCGAGAAUGUUUGACAGGUUCGAAAAAUGCAUUAGAUUGUUGAAUAUUUUAUUUAUUAAGAUCUAAAAUGACUCAUAAGCUAAGGGGGUAAAUUUUAUUUUACAUUAUCAUCAUCUUGAAAUUACCCCGUAAGUUAAUUAAUUGUAUUAUAUUAUAGUAAUAUAUCACAGGCUGUUUAACUGUAUACCCAAUUUGAAUUAAAUUGAUUGAAAAUUA